Messenger RNA from Moesziomyces antarcticus, 6672 nucleotides. RefSeq names its product microtubule associated protein. Gene Ontology annotation, cellular component: centrosome; spindle pole body; kinetochore. The transcript has a single exon. Gene Ontology annotation, molecular function: microtubule plus end polymerase activity; microtubule plus-end binding. Bases 1 to 6672 code for a protein of 2223 amino acids. NCBI's taxonomy places the organism in Eukaryota, Fungi, Basidiomycota, Ustilaginomycetes, Ustilaginales, Ustilaginaceae. The record is from RefSeq and is a predicted model, not a curated record. Gene Ontology annotation, biological process: establishment or maintenance of microtubule cytoskeleton polarity; microtubule polymerization; mitotic spindle organization.
AUGAGCGCCGACAUGAUGGGCGGCGCCGCCCCCGCAGACGCCGACUUUUCCAAAAUGUCGAUAGAGGAGCGCCUCGCCUCCAAGCUCUGGAAGGCGCGUGUCUCGGCCUACGAGGACCUCACAAAGGCUUUCCCAAAGACGUCGUCCGAAAACGACCCCAUCUUCCGCCAAUAUACCCGCAACCCAGACGUCUUGAAAUCCAUCGUCGUCGACACCAACGCCGUCGCACAGGAAAAGGGCGUCGAUGCCGUCCGUGCCUUUGUCGAAUUCGGCGGCCAGCCCGCAGGAAAGACGCGCGAGGUCGUCGUGCCCGCACUCGUCGAAAAGUGUCUCGGCUCCGCCCGUGCAGGCACAAAGAAGAACGCCCUCGACCUCAUCUCCUUCUACGCAGAGAUGGAGGACCUCGUCGGCUGCGAGCCCCUCCUCGCAGACCUCCUCGACGGCCUCAAGGCAAAACAGCCAAAAGUCGUCGCCGGCUGCAUCACCGCCAUCAAGGACCUCGUCCGCGACUUUGGCCACAAGCAGGUCGCGCCCAAGCCCAUCCUCAAGCGCCUCCCAGACAUGUUUGCCCACUCGGACAAAAACGUGCGUGCAGAGGCCUCCCUCCUCGCUCUUGAACUCCACAAGUACAUCGGCGCCGCCCUCGAACCCACAAUCGACACGCUCAAGGACAUCCAGGCCAAGGAGCUCCGACAGCAGUUCGCCGACAUUGAUGCUCAGCUCUCCUCCAAACCCGCGCCCACACGCUUCCUCCUCAGCCAGCGCGAAAAGCUCCAGGCCGCCGCCGCUCCGCCCGCACAUGCAGAUGCCAACGGUGCAGCUGCUCUCGAUGCCGAUGCCGGCUCCGCUGCUGCAGAAGCAGACCAGGACGACGACGUCGAUCCCUACGACCUUGCAGAGCCCGUCAACGUCUUUGGCAGCCGCGAGUAUCCCGCCGACUUUGAAGACAUGAUCGUGUCCAAAAAGUGGCAGGAACGCAAGGAGACGCUCGAGACCGUCCUCAAGAUCCUCACCUCGUCGCCCAAGAUCCAGCCCGACGGCCGCUUCGACAACCUCGUAGACCACCUCGCUCUCAAGAUCAACAAGGACGCCAACAUCAACGUCGUCCUCGUCUCGUGCCAGUGCCUCGAAGCCAUGGCAAAGGGCCUCCGCGACAACUUUUCGCGCUACAAGGACAAGGUCGUACCGCCCAUCAUCGAAAAGCUCAAGGAGAAGAAGCCCGCCACCGUCGAGGUGCUUGCAAAGGCGCUCGACGCCAUCUUCCAGACCGUCGCCUUCUCCGACAUUCUCGAGCCCAUCUUCACCGGCAUCAAGCACAAGAACCCCGCCGUAAAGACAGAGUCCAUCCGCUUCCUCGUCCGCUGCCUCCGCACCACACGCGUCGCUCCCGCAAAAGCAGACAUCAAGCCCAUCGCAGAAGCGCUCGUCAACGCCAUGGCAGACGGCUCCCCCGACGUGCGUGAUGCAGGUGCAGCAGGUCUCGGUACGCUCAUGAAGCUCAUCGGAGAGCGUCCCAUGAACAUCUUCCUCGACGGCCUCGACGACAUCAAGAAGGGCAAGGUCCAAGACGAGUUCAAGACCGCAGAGGUGCGCGUAAAGAUGGGAGGAGCUGGAGGUGGCGCCGCAGCAGCUGCCGGCGCAGGUGCAAGGAGGCCACCCGCUGCGGCCGCCCCAGCUCCAGCGGCUUCCAAUCGUGCAGCGCCUGCUGCCGUCGUCCGCGCCAAACCACCCAGCGCUGCACCCUCUAUGGCAGACGGCAAGGAGAACCAAGCUCCAAGACCCGUAGCAAGGCCGCCAGCCGGCAUGGCCGCCCGGCCCAUUGGCGCUCGCCCUGCUGCGGCUGCCUCUGCAGCCUCGUCGAGCGCGCCAGCAAGGAGACCCGCAGCGGCUUCGUCGUCAGCGGCGUCGGGUGCACGUUCGGGUCCGGCGGCAGCGUCCAGUGGCAAGGGUGCCGCCUCCGCCACCGAGCCCGUCAAGUAUCGCUUCCACCCGGACGACGCAGAAUCUCGAGCCGCAGAGCUCAUCCCCAACGGCAUCGCCACCCAGCUAGCCAGCAGCAACUGGAAGGAGCGUCUGGCGGGCAUGUCCGAAUUCAACGACUGGCUCAAAGUCGAGGCCGAAUCCGUCGAAGCCGAAGUCAUCGUCCGUGCGCUCGGCAAGAAGCCCGGCUGGAAGGAGAGCAACUUCCAGGUCAUGGCCGAAGUGUACAAGGCGCUCCAACUGCUCGCCAACGACUGCCCCACUUUCGGUCGUCCAUCGAUCGCGCUCUCUGUGCAGCCGCUGUGCGACAAACUCGGCGACAUCAAGCUCAAGACGCCUGCCGGCGAGACGCUUGUCAUCUUUGCUGAAAAGACGUCGUUUGGCUUCCUUCUCGCCCAGGCACUCGGUCCGCUCGCUUCGCUCAAGGCUCCCAAGGCCAUCGCCGACUCCAUCCUCUGGGUCGACCAGACGCUGCUCGAGUUCGGAACCGCCGGAGUCGACGUACGAUCGCUCAUCGACUACCUCGUCAACUGCCUCAAGUCCGCCAACGCCGCGGUCCGCACCAACGCCACCAAGGCGAUCGGCACGCUCGCGCGCUUCCUCGGCACGGCGCUCAACGCAUUUGUCGCCGACCUCAAUCCGCAGCUCAGGACGACCAUCGAGGGCGAAAUCGAGAAGGCCGCCUCCAACCCGCCACCUGCACCCGUCCGCUUCGGCGACGAGACCAAGGCACCUGCGAGCAAGGCGGCUGCCGGAUCAGCAGCUGCAGCAGGCGCCGGCGCUCCCGCCCAGGACAACGGAGUCGACGAAGACAUGCUCGAUGAGCUCGUCCCCCGCGUCGAUCUCGACCGUCUCGUACCCGCCACCGCCAUCGCACGCAUGGGCGACGCCAACUGGAAGGAGCGCAAAGAGGGUCUCGAGGAGGUGCUGGCCGUGGUCAACGCCAACAGUCGCCUCAAAGGCAACAUGGCCGAGCUUGCCAACGCGCUCAAGACGCGAUGCUCGGACAGCAACAUCAUGUGCAAGUCCAUGGCUCUCGAUGCCAUCGCCAAGAUCGCAGCAGGCAUGAACAAGCACUUUGAGCCGCAGGCGCGCAUCCUCGCACCCGCCAUCGCGCAAGUGCUUGCCGAUGCCAAAGCUCCCGUUCGAGCCGCUGCGACCACUGCGCUCACAGCCAUCGCCAACCAGGUCGGCGCCGCGCCCUUGCUUCCCGGCUUCGGCACCGUCUUGGACAGCAAGGCCGCCAAUCCAAUGCUCAAGCAGGAACUGUUUGGGUGGCUCGCCGAGUGGUUCGAGGCGCAUCCCCCAGAGAAGGGCAUGGAUCUGGCACCGCUUGCGCUGCCCUGCGUUCAGUGCCUCGACGACAAGCUCGCUGCGGUGCGAAAGGCGUCGAUCGCGUGUCUGCCUUACAUCGUCAUGCGCGCCGGCUACAAGCAUGUGUUGGAGCAGGCCAACCAACUCAAGACCGCUUCCAAGAACACUGCCGUCCCGCUCAUCGACGCCGCCAAGGCGCAAGCACAGACUCUGGCUCGAAGCACGGCUGCGUCCGCUGCCCCUGCCGCUGCAGCAGCGCCCGCUGCUCCCGUCUCGGCAGCGACCUCGCGUGUGGCUGCGACCAGCGCCCGAACAGGUGCAGCCUCGCCCGCCAGGCCCCUUGGAGCAAGCUCAGCAGCUGCCACAUCGGCGUCACCUCGUGCAUCGACGAUCGCGCGGCCAGGCGGCAUCAAGCCACCGUCCGCUGUUGGCCGAUCGCUCAAGGCACCCUCGAGCACCAUCGCCCGCCAGUCCCGACUCGCCUCGGAUGCGACCGACAGUGGCUCUGCCCCGCGCAACGCAUCGGGGUCUGCGGCAGGUGCAUCGGGCUCAGGUACUGGAAGCGGAAACGCCGUGGACCGCUCUGCACCGCUAAUUGCGUCCGAUAUCAAGGCAAAGGCGCUGCGCGAAAAGCGAGAGGGCAAGGGCGCCAGCUGGAUUGGAGCCGACGGCGCGCCGCGUCCCGAGCUCGUCGAGGUGCUGCGACAGCAGUGCGAAGGCCAGCUGAGCCGCGGCAUCACCGACUCCAUGUUCAGCAAGAGUCACUCGGCGGAAAAGGGCUUCUAUGCUGCCUUGACGCUGCUGUCCGACUUCAUCUCCAGCCCGACGUUUGCCGAGGAGCAGUACGGACUUUCGCCCGAAGAGACCAUGGAGCGCACGCUAGCCAACUCGGAUCUCAUCUUCAAGUACGUCUCGAUCCGUCUGACGGACAACAACACGAGUCUGUCGCUCAAGUGCCUCGAUAUCCUCGAGCACCUCGUGGCCAUGCUCAGCACGCAGCAGUACCACAUGAGCGACUACGAGGCCGUGUGCAUCCUGCCCUGCCUCACCGCCAAGUUUGGCGACGCCAAGGUGGCCUUCCGCGACCGCAUCCGCGAGAUCUUCCGCAAGAUGACCUUCAUCUUCCCGCCGAGCAAGCUGCUCACGUGCUACCUCGAGAACGGCCUGCCGUCCAAGAAUGCGCGCGUCCGCGCCGAGUGUCUGGGCGAAGUCGGGUACCUGUUUUCCAAGAACGGGCUGCAAGUGUGCUCGCCAUCGCGCACGCUGCCGGUGAUCGCUAAGCAGAUCAGCGACCGCGACGCCAACGUGCGCACCGCGGCGCUCUCGGCGCUCGGCGAGGCGUACAAGAUCAUCGGGGACGAGGUGUACAAGCUGGUGGGCUCGCUUCCGGGCAAGGAAAUGUCGAUGCUCGAGGAGAGACUCAAGCGAACCACGGCACCCUCGACGGCUGCAGCGGCAGCUGGUGCUCGACCGCCGCCGACGGCCAGCGCCACGGCUCGUGCUGGCCCUCGUGCGUCGGUGAUUCCAUCCGCAGGGACGUCGUCGCCGGCUCGUGCUUCGGCUGGUCCGCCGUCCUCGCGACUCGCGCGACCCGGCUCGAUGCUGCCAUCCUCAGCAGGAGCUGCAGCAGGUGCGAGGAGUCGACUGCCCGCGCCUGGCGCGGCUGGUGCUGGCGCAGCACGCCGCGAGUCAACAGUGGGGCUCCCUCGCGCUACACGAACCUCGACCGGGGUACCGUCACCGAGAGCGUCGAUGCUUCGGGCACCCGGCGAUGGUGCUGGCCCUCCCACCAGCAUGCUGGCAUCGGAACGCGACGAGCUGGUGGGCGACGAGAUGCCCGCCGAGGAGGACGAAGAGCUGACGGUGGACCAGGCGAUCAACCUGGUGGUGAGCAGCAAGGUCGAGCAGAGCGUGCUUGCGCUCAAGCACGUCGAGGCGUUCAUACGCGAGGAGGAGCCGCAGCUCAUCCUGCACGUGGACCAGCUUGCGAUUGUGCUGAGCAAGCAGAUGCAGCGCGCAUUUGCGACGGACGCGGGCGAGUUCGGGCACGAGCGGCUCAAGAAGCAUCUGCUGGUGGUGAGCACGUCGCUGUUCGACAAGAACCGCGUGUGGGAGGAGGGGCGGACGCUGGGGUCGUACCUGUCGCGUUCGGCGCUGAUCCCACUGCUGACGGUGCUGCUGCAGCAGCUGAUCCAGUCGACGUCGCGCAGCGACGACGCGGCGGCGCAGAACGAGUCCAAGUUCCUCAACGUGAUUGUGCUGCGGUGCUUCUCGGCGUGCAACCUGAACCUGCUGUACGGCGCGUGCCUGCAGAUGCUCACCGAGGCCACCGAGGACCUGCGCGAGCUCGAGGGCGAGGUGCUCGAGACGCGCUCCAAAUUCUCGGAGCUGCUGGUCAAGUGCCUGUGGAAGAUCGCCAAGCGGCUCGAGGAGAGUCUGGCGCAGGGGCAGGUAGAGCCGCAGCAGCUGUUUGCGGACGUCGAGAGCUUCCUGCAGGCGAUCGCGCCGUCCGAGUGGCGGCAGCGCGCGCAGGACGGCGUGCCGCUCGCCGACUUACCGCUGCGCACGGUCAAGAUCAUCCUCUCGCACACCUCGAAUCACUUUGGCGAGGAGGCGCUGGGGAUGCUCGACAUGAUCCCGCAGCCCGAGAACAGCUACGUCUACAAGUACCUCAUCCGCAUGCUCAACGUGGCGGCGGACGAAGGUGCGGGUGCGGACAAGGCGGCGGUCGCGGAUGUGGAUGGCGGCGAUGCGGAUUCCGCUUCUGCGGCGCGGGCGAGGGGUGCGGCGGGUAGCCAGAGCAGCGCGGGCAACGGCCACGGCGCAGGUGCCGGCACCGGCAGCAGCAGCGGCGUGGACGACGGGAGCAGCACGCACCACGCCGAGCUGCGCGACAUUUUCCAGCGCAUCUCGAACAAGACCGAGUCGCGGCAGGGGAUCCGGGAGCUGUACGAGUUCCAGAAGCGCAAUCCGCACCUGGGGAAGCACGUGGAGAAUUCGCUGCAGAAGACGGGACCGAUCUUCCAGCGCUUCAUCAAGCGGGCGCUGGCGAACCAUGCUGCCGAGGAUCCGGACGUGAUGGGUGGCGGCGGUAGCGGCGCGGCCGCGGGGGGUGGAGAGGCGGAGGCGGCCGAGGUGAAGCGCGGCAGUACGCCGUCGGGGGCGAGUGCCAACGGCAGCAGUACGGGAGCGGGCGCAGUGGCGACACCAGGCACCCCGCGCUCGUCGCGCUUCUCGGCGGCAGCGGCGGGAGCAGCAGGCGAUGGCUCGAUGGGCAGCCCAUCGUCGUCGGCCACGCAGUCGCCGCGCGGCUCAUCGAUCCGGAGCUCAGCCACCGAAGACCGUCUGGCUCAGCUGCGCGCCAAGUUCAGCUCGUAG